Molecule: messenger RNA, 1971 nt
Organism: Colletotrichum phormii
Lineage: Eukaryota; Fungi; Ascomycota; Sordariomycetes; Glomerellales; Glomerellaceae
Exons: 2
Coding region: 215-1771 (518 amino acids)
Source: RefSeq, a predicted model, not a curated record
GCUCACCAAAGCACCCAAGUCGGACGAUCUUCGAAACGCUCCUUACAUCGCCGCCGAUCUCUCGAAAACCUCAAGACUAUCGCUCAUUCUAUCACUCACGCCCGAGACUGUCGACAAAACGCUCGCUGACCCGGAGAAUCAUAGAUGAUCGGCGGGUUCCGGAGUGCCGUUGUACCACUUAACACCUGUGCUAAUUCAUUCGAUCAUCGCCACCAUGAGGGCGAUUGCUUGCUCGCUCUGCGUGCUAUACCUAGGGGUCGACUUGUUAGGCGGGGCAGUAGAGGGGGCGGAUUUCAAGAGACGAGAUGGGGUGCACCGCCUGGAGAAGGCACACGUCACAGUCUUUCACGAUCUUAAUCGAAGGGGCACAACGACUUGUGCGACCGGAUACUCUGCUUGCGCGUCAAGCUUGGGUGGAGACUGUUGCGCAUCAGGUUAUGCAUGCGCGACGGAUUCUUGCUACGCGACCACAAGUGCACCGCAGACUUGCGCAGGAAAAUCCGGAUACUACCAGUGUGAUCCGGUCGUGGGUACCGGCUGUUGCCCAGAAGGAUAUAUGUGUGAAAGAGGCUCAAACUGCGUUCCGGCGUCUGGAGUCAUAUACUCUCAGUCAUGUCCGGCGAGUUACUACUUAUGCCCAGCUAGCUUGAGCUACGGCUGCUGUCGAGACGGACUCGGCUGCGCCGUGAGCGCUUGCUACUCGACAGAACCCUCAACCGUUACGGAGACGACGACGAUCACGACGACGAACGACGCCGCGCAAGCCAUAACCACAACAGUUACCGCUACUGCUGUACUGACACCCUCGAGACCUACCACGGCACCGAUAGUAGCAACAGGGGCAAGCGAUCCGGACCAAGUUGUGUUCAAGUACUAUCCAAGCACCGUUCCCAAAGAGCAACCUAUCUCGAGCGGCGACGAUAGCAGUGAUGGACUGACCUCGGGACAAAUCGCGGGUAUCGUGGCUGGAGGAGUUGGCCUGCUCAUCAUUGUGCUGGUGACAGCGUGGAUCAUCAUUCGUCACCUCAACAAGGUUGUACAGGCAGUCGAGACGAGCAACAAGGGAACUUCCUCCGGGGCCAAGUCACGUCCCUCGAUGUAUGAGUUCAAACCAACCCCGUCAGAGGUUGACGAUCUGAGCAUAGACCCGCUCAUGAUGUCUCCUCGACCAUCACACCGCAGACAUGAUUCUGAUACGACCGUCGACUUCACACCUCCGUAUCGUGGUACUCCAGGCUCUGUCGGUGACUAUCAAGCAGUGCCACAAGGCUCGGGAUCCGAUCGACACGCCAGCUACGACUCGGCAUACACAGGAGGCUACUUUGAUGCCGCGCCAGACAGAAGCCAGCGCGCUAGCCAGGGGUCGAGCGCGUGGAUCGGAUUACAUUGUGGAAGUACGGAUUCGCAAGGAACCUACGCGCACCUUCGCCACUGGAGCAAUGCCAGCGAAGCAAGCAGUGAUCACGGGAGCGCGGGUACUCGAACGCCGCUCCAAGAGCUUGACUCUACGCCGUACGUACCAGAGUUGGCUGCCACACCCGUUCCAGAUGCUACCGCGGAGACGCGUCGCCGGUCAGGGAGUGGCUUAUCGGGCAUGAGUCGGCCGCCUGCCGUCCAUCAGCGGAGAAGGAGUAGUGAGGGGUGUCACGGCAGAACGAGGAGUGAUAGCUCUGCUCCGGCUGGGCUGAGUGUUGUGAAUGAGGCUUCAGAGCUCAUCGGUCAUUAUGGCCCGACAGAUCGAGCGAAUGGCCAGACUUCGAAUGGAAAGUAAAGCUAUGUUCAGCCCAUCGCAUUUCUGUCGACUGUCUCUGAUGCUGAGCACAUGCCGGUGCAAGAGCUCGUCAACUCGGUGUUGCGGAUUCAGUCACAGUACGAAGCUUUCGAAUGAACGCAAAAGUUGGAGUUGGAGACAAGGAAUCAGGCUAGGUUGUCUGGCGCCGCAGGACCGGAGACGAUUCCAUCUAUUAUUUG